Messenger RNA from Heterotrigona itama, 6193 nucleotides. The record is from the annotation of a GenBank genome assembly. NCBI's taxonomy places the organism in Eukaryota, Metazoa, Arthropoda, Insecta, Hymenoptera, Apidae.
AUGCAACAUUGUGAAAUCAUGGUAGCUAUUAUUUAUAUAGCUUAAUAAUAAUUUAGUUAAAAAUAGAAAUCAAUAUAAAAUUCAUAUGAAAUGAUUUUUGGAAAAGAUUGUGCCUUUGGAUAUGAUAUAUUUAUAAUGAUUAAAAUAAUUGUUUGUUAUCAUUAGUAAAUCUUACUAAAUCAGUAUCAUUCUGGAAUUUAAUUCUAUAAUUGAAAUCUUUCAAAUUUUGAACUUUGUAUAUAAAAUAGAGUAUUAAUAUAAAAGUAAAACAUAAACAAAGACCAUAUUCUUCUUAUAGAUCAAAAUUAAAUUUUUUAAAUUUAGUACUUAUUUAACAACAUACAUUUCUUGUUUUAAUACUUUUUGUAGUUAGAUAUAAAUAUUACAUACAAAAAGUAAUAAAAUAAUAAAUUUGUUCAAUGUAGAACAAGAAAUUAUUUUUUUUUAGAAAUUUUUUUUAGUAUUUAAUGUACUUAUACACAAUGUAUAUAUUUUUUUUUUAUCAAUCUAGAGAUAAAAAAGAUAUGUAGUAAUAUGAAUAUUAACUAUGUACAUAUACAAGCAUUAUUGGAAAACAGCAAUAUUUUCAAGUAUUAAAACAAUAUUUAUAGUACUUAAUAUAAGAAACAUAAAGUGUUUAAGUUUUACUUUUACUUUACUUAAAUUUAUACCAUAACUAUGAAUACAAAUUUUAAAUUUAAUGUAUAAAAUGGUCUUUUUAAAAUUACCAUUCAGUUUGAUAAUUUACAAUGAAAUCUAUUGUUACUUUAAUUAACAUUUUAUUCAUCACUUCGUAAAACAUAAAUUUUUUUAUUAAAUUUAAUCACUUUUAUAUGUAUAUAAUGCAGAUGAUUAGGUUCAAUAAUAAUUUAUCAUUGUAAGUAGAGAUUUUUAUUCAAUAGUAACAGAAAAUGUAUAUAUGAGUAAUUUAAAAAGGCCAAAUGCUAAUAUGUGUAUCUCAUUUUAACUUGAAUAUAAAGAAUAAAGAAAAACUAAGUGGCCUUAUACUUAGAUCAUUCCAAAUGUUUUUCAUAAAAAUGCAAGACUUGUGUAUGUAUUCUGUUUAUUUUACUAUAUGUUUAGAGUGUUAAAGUUUUUGAAUUUUAAUCCCAGUUUUAUAAAUGUUAUUUGUUAUCUAAUUGAACACUAGAUAUUAAAAUGUACUUUACAAAUUUUAAAUAUAAGAACUUUUAAAAUUAUAAAACAUAUUUAUAUACAUGUAAAAUAUUUUAUAUAUAUAUAUUUGUGCCUCCGUUGUUUUAUCUAUGAAUAUAAAAAUUGAAUUGUGAUGAAUUAUAUUUCAUUCUAUUAAUAUUAUUAUACUAUUAAUACUACCUAUAUGAUAGCAUAUAUUUCUUUGAUGACAGCUUAUUAAAUAAAAUAUUUUAUUAUAUAACUACAUACAUUUUAUUGAUCACCAUUUAUACUAUUUUACAUUUUGUUUUUUAUCAGUUACUAUAGUAUAUAAAUAAAAACAAUCAAAUAAAUAAUACAAUUUACUUUAUACAUUGUAUUUUUAAAAGAAUUUUAUAUUCAAUCAGUUAUGUUAACAGUAACAAUAAUUAAUACAUAAACUAAUUUUUUUAGUAAAAAGAAAAAAAUAAAUAUGUCUUAUGUAGAACAUGGACCUCGAAUUUUUUUAGCUAGCAAACGUAACUCAGGAACGCCUUUGAUAUAUGGUGAUUACGUUUUACCGAAGAAACGUUUGGAAGGUCGAUUAAAAUUACAUGAUUCUUGUUCAGAUAUCAGAGCUUGGAGUCCAAAUUCUUUAGAGAAUUCGCGUUAUUUUCGUGAACUUAAUGAACAUGAUUCAUCAAUAGGAAAAAUAAUACCAUUUAAUGUAAUCAUUGAUAAUAUUAUUCGACUUAAUUCAGAAAAUCAAAACGAACUUCUGGUAGUUAAAAGAGAACUCAAAAAAUAUAAAAGCCUUAAACUUAGCCCUAAACAAGAAGAACAAUUACAAAAUUUAGAUAAUAUUUCAAAAGUAAAAGAAUUAUUACAGAAAAAUAAUUGUACAACAGGAGUUUCAAAGGAUGUAUUUUCCAAUAUCAGUAAAUCAGGAUCUAUAAUUCAGUCAAAUUCGUUAUCAAUGCAUGUACUUUCCGGAAAAAAUGUAUCAGCCAUAACAAAACAAUAUAAUCAAUAUUCUUACUCUUUAACUACAUUUGAUCCAUCUUUAAAAAAUUAUAACUUUAUACCAUCAUGUAAAUCCAUUAUAAAAUCAUUUCCUGUUGCAGGCAAUGUCACAAACAUCAUUCUCAUCAAAAUCCAGUGAUGAGGAUGCAAUAGAUCUAGACCCAAAUAGAAAUAAUUCCCAAAAAAAUAAUGUAGAAGAACAAAGCUUUGAGUGUGAUGCAUCUUGCAGUAAUAGUUCACAAGAUAUUGAAAGUUUAACUGAAUCUGACACUGAGAUGGAAACAGAAUCUGAUCUUGAUAUUCAUAACAGCAUUCAUAAAGGAAUUAUCAUUCAAAAAGAUUCUGAAAUUAUAGUUUUGAAAAAUGAACUCUGUCUCUAUAGUUAUAAAUAUUUAGUGGAACAACUCAAACAAGAUUUAAAUGAAAAAUGUGAAAGUUGUUAUUUAUAUUCUGAGGAAAUUAAAAACCUUCAAUUACGUACUAAAGAAACAGUGACAUUACAAUUAGAAAAAGAGUCACUUUUAAAAAAAAUAGAAGAAAUUGAACAAUUAACAGAAAAGGCAGAAAAGUAUAAUAUAACAAUAGAACAAUUAAAAAAUGUCUUAGAAGAAAGAGAUGACCUUGAAAAACAAAAUUAUGAACAGAAUUGUAUAUUAACAAAUCAAAAAGAGAAAUUAAAUCAAUUGUUGAAAGUGAUUAAAGAAUUAUCUAUUACAUAUAAUGAACAAAUGGAAACAAAGAAUAUGUUAGAAACUUUAAAAACUGAAAUUCAGGAUAAAGAUAUUAAAAUUUCUCAAUAUCAAGAGCAAUUAACUUCUACAAAACGAGAAAUUGGUGAUUUUUUCGUUAAUUUAAAAUAUAUUUUAAACAAUUUAGAAGAGUUUAAUGGUGUUUGUGAAGAAGUUUGUAAUUGUACAAAAUGUAAUUUGGAUAUUGGUGAGGAAGCAAAUAAUAUACUGUACAAUAUAAACAUUAUUAUAAAGAGAUUUCAAAGUUAUAAAAUAGAAAGUCAGAAUCUUUUACAACAAAUUGGAGAUUUAAAGCACAUAGGAAAUGAUCAACAAGAAAUUUAUUCUAAUCAAAAUUUAAAAUACAUGAUUUGUGAAAAGUUUUCUUGUGGCUCUGAAGUGAAUUUAAAUAACACAAUUGGGGACAAUGCGGUUGUAUUUAAUGUAAGGAAAGAUAUCAAUAAUUUAAAUAAAAUAAAAUUUGAUGACAUGUCUAACGUAGCUGGUAAUAUAAAUUUAUUAAGUGACAUAGCAAAUAAUUUGGAUUCUUAUGGAUUUCAAAAGGAAUGUCACAAAUACAGUAUUAAAUUAAAUAAGAAAAAUAACAUGGAUAAUAUAGAAAAAGAAAUCAUUGAAUAUUUUACACAUUUUUUAAUUAAGCUACGUUCCCUUACACAAAAGUUGCAGAUAUAUGUAGAAAUUGAACGUCCUAUAAUGAUUAAACAAACUUAUUACUUUUAUGAAAUUUUAAAAGAUACACAAUUAGCUAUUAAUGUUUCUCAAGAUGUAACUUUGAAGAAGAAACUAAUUUCUCAAUUAUAUAAUCAACACAAAGAAUAUAAGAAGCGUAAUUCUUAUAUUAAACAAUUUCCUAAUGACUUAUUACAAGUACAAAAUAAGAUACAUGAAUUUAUUGAAAACAUUUUGUAUCAGUUACUAAGUGAAAUAUUAGAUAUUGAAAAAAAAUAUUUAUAUGACAAAAAAAUUAAUAAAGCGAUUGAAACACAUUUGAAAUCUUGUAUUAAUAGAAUAAGUACAGCUCUACAAGGUGCUGGAGAUCAACAUGUACAAAUAGUAGAAACAAUAGAAGAACAAAAAGAAAAAUUAAAAAAAAAAGAUUUAGAAAUAACUCAAUUAAAAGAAGUGGCACAACAACAAAAAGGAAAAGGUGACUGUUUAAAUGAAAAAAAUUUUGAACUCAAAGAACAAUUAUUAAAAAUAACUAUGGAACUUAAUAAUAAAAAUGAUCUUAUAUUGAAAUUAGAAGAACAAUUUGAAAUACUUAAAAGUGAAUUAUUGACACAUGAUAAAAAUUAUAGUACAUUAACAAACGAAAAUAAAAAUUUAGAAAAUAUAAAAAAUAGAUUGUCAAAGGAAUGUCAAGAAAAUAAAAAACAGUUAAUAACGAAAACCAAAAAAAUUAAAAAUUUAUCGCAACAAGUCCAUGAAAUCCAUGAAAUUAAGAAUUUAAAAACUAUUUUAGAAAAUAAGAUUAAAGAAAUGGAAAAAAAAUUAAAUGAUUUACAAUUUGAGAAUAAUGAAUUAAAAAAGAGCAUUACUCAAUCCAAUAUAAUUAUUUCCACAAAGGAUGAAAAUAUAAUUAUCUUAAAAAAUAAAAUUGCUACAAGUAAUAAUAUUCUGUCACAAAAAAUUGCUGAAUAUGAAAAUAUAUUGGAAGAAAAACGUUAUGAAAUUAUAAAAUUAGAAGAUGAAAAUAAGUUAUUGAAUGAAAAAGUAAAAGAUAUUGAAUAUAAACUUACAGAAACGAAUCUAACAAUUGUAUCCUUAACUGAACAAAAUGAUAAAAUUAAUAUUAUAUACACAAUGCAAGAAGAUCUUACAAAAUUGAAUAAAAAUGAAAAGAAGCUAAAAAUUGAACUCAAUAAUUUGAGAACACAACUUAUAAAUGAUCAAAAUAAUAACAAAAAACUCGAUAAUAGUUUAGACAUAUAUCUACAUGAAAAUGAAAUUUUGGAAAAAAAUGUGGAAUAUUGGAAAAACGAAAACUCUGAAUUAUUAAUUAAAAUACAUGAUGAAAUAAUGGAAGAAAAUCUAAAAAACAAAUUAUAUACUCUUUCCAAUCAAAUAUAUGAAAGAUUACUAAGUCUUCAAAAGGAAACAAAUUUAGAAAAGGAUCCAUCAAAUAAUAAAUUAAUUGAAAAAUUACAAGAUCAAUGCAUAACUCAUCAAGAUCAAGUAAUAAAAUUAACUAUAGAUAAUACAAUUAAAGAUUUAAAAUUAGAGUCUAGAAAUGAAAAACGAGAAAUAAAAGAAAAUGAAAUAGAAGAAGUUGAUAUACAACUAUUGAAUAAUACAAAUGUAAAAGAAAUGUGUGAAGAUAAUUAUACAAAAGUUAAGCAAUUUAAUUCUCCUCAAAAUAAUAAUUUAAUGACAAAAUACAAGAUCAAAUUUUUUAAAAAUGAACAUAAUGAAAACCAAAAUGAAAUAAUGAAUACUGAAAUAGAACAUCCCAAAGAAAUUAUUAAACAUUUAAUACAAGAAAACGCUGAUCUUCGUGCUAUCCUUAAAUCUCAGAUGGAAGAAUAUCAAAACAAAUUAAUAUUAAUGAAAAAAAAUUACGACAGUAGUUUAAAUGCAGUUUCUGAAAGGCACAAAGCAAAUGUUGAAAUUUUACAAAAACAAUUUGAAGAUGACAUGAAGAGUGAAAAAAUAUUUGACUCAGAAAAUUGGUUACUAUCAUUAAGUAUGAAAGAAUUAAUAGAACUACAUAGACGAAUAACUGUAAUUAUAAACAAUAACACCAACAUAAUUCAUAUGGAAAAUGAAAGUCAAUGUUUAUAUACUAAUAAUGUUCAAGAGCAAUUUUAUACAAAAUUGAAUAAAACAGAAAAGAAAUUCCAAAUUUCACCCACAAAUGUGUAUGAAACAGAAUCAAUACAUAAAAAUAUAUCAAUUUUGAAAGAAAAAGAUUCACACUUACAAAAUAAAUGGCAAUUUAUUGAUUUAAAUAAUUCAAGUUUGGAACAUAAUUUUAGGUAAGUUAUUAAAUAUAUUAAUCUGCUUAUAAUUAUUACUAAAAAUUACAUCAUAAAAAUUAUAGAUACUUUAAUACAUUAUAGAUACUUUAAUAGUGAAGAAAAGUCUCCAGAAUUAGAAAACAAAUAUAAGAAAGAAAAACAAACAGAAGAAGAUUCUAUAGUAUAUUCUUAUAAAUCCAGACUUUUUUUAUUUUAAUUUGUUUAUUUUGUUCUAAUGAAUGCUUGUAUUUUCAGUUUGAUCGACAAAGAUGGAAUUUCAUUAAUCAAUGUAGUGCAUAUCACAAAUUAAGCAAUGUUUAUGAAUACAUUAGGACACUUCCUACAAAUUAA